Molecule: messenger RNA, 1543 nt
Organism: Onthophagus taurus
Lineage: Eukaryota; Metazoa; Arthropoda; Insecta; Coleoptera; Scarabaeidae
Product: WD repeat-containing protein 1 l(2)09851
Biological process (GO): ribosome biogenesis
Cellular component (GO): nucleolus
Molecular function (GO): protein binding
Source: RefSeq, a predicted model, not a curated record
CAUAACCUAUAAUUCUUUCGCUCACGUUGUUAGCUGUCAAAAAUAUUUAACCUCAAUCUGUAUUAAAUUUUGCAUUUAUUAAAUAUAUUACAUUUCCCUUAAAAUGUCUGACGAAGAAAUGGAUGUAAUUGAUGAAGAUUGCGAAUUAGACGAGAAUCAAGGUGAACCAUCAACAACAAACGAUGUUUAUUUACCCGGAAAACCGCUCGAGGAAGGUGAAGAAUUGGUUUGCGAUGAAAGUGCUUAUAUAAUGUUACAUCAAGCCCAAACGGGCGCACCCUGUCUUAGUUUUGAUAUAAUUGAAGAUACAUUAGGCGACCAACGCGAAACAUAUCCUUUAACUGCUUAUAUUGUUGCUGGAACCCAAGCGGGUCAAACCCACACCAACAAUGUGAUUGUUAUGAAACUCUCCAAUUUGCAUAGUACGAAACAAGAUGAAGACGAUGACGACGAUGAUGAUGAUGAUGAAGAAUCGGAUGACGAAGAUGGUGGAAAAAAUCCUCGUAUGUCGGGUGCUUUAAUUAAACAUCAAGGAUGCGUUAACAGAAUUCGUAGCACAAAUGUUAAUGGGAAAGUCUUAGCGGCCACUUGGAGUGAAUUAGGACGGGUUAAUAUUUUCGAUUUAACCCAACAAUUACAAGUGGUUGAUAACGAUCAAUUAUUAGCUAAAUAUAAAAGCGAAAAUAAAGCCAACUCAAUCACACCGUUAUUUACAUUUUCAGGACAUCAAAAAGAAGGGUUCGGAUUAGAUUGGUGUCAAACAAAUCCGGGAGUUUUAGCUUCAGGUGAUUGUAACCGAGACAUUCAUAUUUGGAAUAUGAAUGAAAACGGAAGUUGGCAUGUUGAUCAACGGCCACUUCUGGGGCAUACUUCUUCGGUUGAAGAUCUUCAAUGGUCACCGAACGAGCGUAACGUUCUUGCGUCAUGUUCGGUUGAUCGAAGUAUUAGAAUUUGGGAUACGCGAGCCGCCCCAAACAAAGCUUGUAUGAUUACAGCUGAUUGUGCGCAUGAAAGUGAUGUUAAUGUAAUUAGUUGGAGUAAAAAUGAACCUUUUAUUGUUAGUGGUGGUGAUGAUGGGGUGCUAAAAAUUUGGGAUUUACGAAGAUUUGUUGAUAAAACUCCUGUUGCGAUAUUUAAACAUCACACAGCUCCAGUUACAAGUGUGGAAUGGCAUCCAACAGAUUCUCCAGUUUUUAGUUCGGCCGGUGCUGAUCAUCAAAUUGUACAAUGGGAUUUAUCUGUUGAAAAAGAUGAUGAUGAUGAGACUGAUUUAAAGGAUGUACCCCCUCAAUUAUUAUUUAUCCACCAAGGACAAAAUGAUAUCAAAGAGCUACAUUGGCAUAAACAACUCCCAGGGGUUUUAAUAAGUACUGCUCAUAGUGGAUUUAAUAUUUUUAGAACAAUCAGUGUUUAAUUACUUUUUAUACUUAGAAAGGUUUCGUUUUAAUCUGAUUUUAUGAGGUCUAAAUUCACUAAAUGCCGCAUCGUUGGGCGUCCGUGUGGGCAAUUCUAUUAAAAAAGAAAUAAAUAAUUUUUAAAAUUA